AUGAGCAAGAUGACCACAGAAAAUGCCGAACCGCUUCCUAUCAAACGUCUACAAGAGGCCUUGAUCAAUAGGAUCGCUGCCGGAGAGAUCAUCCACAGGCCUGCUUCGGCUCUCAAAGAGCUGAUAGAGAACUGCCUGGAUGCCGGCUCGACGUCCAUACGAAUAACGUCCAGAGAAGGGGGCAUGAAGCUCCUCCAAAUCCAGGAUAACGGUUGUGGCAUCAGGAGAGCCGAUCUGCCCAUCCUCGCAGAAAGAUUCACGACCUCCAAAUUGUCGACCUUCUCCGAUCUUUCGCGCAUAGCAACUUACGGCUUUCGGGGCGAAGCGCUUGCGUCGAUCUCCCACGUCGCCCGGCUGUCUGUAGUAACGAAAACCAAGUCUGACUCAUGUGCGUGGAGGGCGGUCUACGCUGAUGGUGCGCUCGCCCCUCCCAAAGCAGGCCAAUCCCCCGAUCCAAAGCCGUGCGCAGGCAACGACGGCACCGUAAUAACAAUUGAGGACCUCUUCUACAACACGCCUACGCGACUAGCCUCAUUGCGCAGCACCGCCGAAGAGUACUCCCGCAUCCUCGAUGUCGUGACCAAGUACGCGAUCCAUAACCCACACGUAUCAUUCAGCUGCAAAAAGGCAGGAUCUACCUCGCCGGACGUUACCACACCCUCUGGAUCAGAAGUGAAACAAACAAUCCAGCUUCUGUAUGGGCACUCUAUAGCGAACGAGUUGAUGCAUGUCACUGCGCAAAAGAGCGAUGUCGACCUCCAGCCUUGGGAAGCAGACGUAUUCUGCUCGAACGCCAAUUACCAAGCCAAGAAAACCAUCUUCCUUCUCUUCAUCAACCACCGUCUUGUUGAAUGCUCUCGAAUGAAGCGGGCAUUCGAAGCGGUAUACAGUGCAAUUCUCCCCAAGGGAACAUUUCCGUUCGUCUACCUAAGCUUGAUCGUCGACCCCAGCUCCGUCGACGUGAACGUCCAUCCGACCAAACGGGAAGUACACUUCCUCAAUGAGGAAGUAAUCACCGAGCGGGUCUGCGACGCAAUCCAGAACGAGCUCGGAAAGCAAAGCCACUCGCGGCCCUUUCAAUAUCAGACUUUACUUACUGGUGGAAUGCUAAGUAGAGAGCGCCCUGCACCAGCCGCCAGCGCUGAGGACCGAGGAGAGGGUCCGUCGGAAGGGCAUGACGACGCUCCUGCCGACUCUUCGACUUCGAAAGGAGGCCGCGCAAAGAAAAUCGCGUCGCAGCACAAAGUCAGAACCUCUCUAACAGACCGAACCCUAGACUCCAUGUUUCCCGUCGUGAAUCAGGCAACUCAGCCCUCGCCCUCGUCCGACCCAAGAGCACACGACUCCCCCGCAACGCAGUCACCGUCGCCAUUGAAAAUUCGCGAUAUCAAGGAGUCUGAAUGCUACUUGACCUCCGUUCUGAAUCUUCGGCACGCUCUGAUCAAGGUAAAACAUAAACAAUUGACCGAGAUACUCGAGAAACAUACAUUCGUUGGCAUCGUCGAUCUACAACGAUCCUUGUCAUUAAUCCAGCACUCUACGAAGCUCUACCUUGUAAACAACAGUGCUUUGUCAGAGGAACUCUUCUAUCAGCUCGGGUUACGACAAUUCGCAGAUCUCAGCCGUAUGAAGCUCCAGCCCCCACCUUCUCUUCGCUCCCUCCUCCAGAUCGCAGUCAACGCCGAACCGUCUGUGCAGCAAACCAAGCUGACCAAGGACCAAAUAGUCGAUAAGAUAUUUGGUCUGUUGAUGUCCAGACGCGAGAUGCUCGCCGAGUACUUCAGCCUCCACAUAUCGUCCAGCGGGGCGGUCGAGAGCCUGCCCCUCCUCCUGCGCGACUACACCCCCAACCUCGAUAAACUCCCGCACUUCCUCAUGCGCCUGGGACCGCAAGUCGACUGGACCUCCGAAGUGGAAUGUUUUGACACAUUCCUCCGCGAGCUCGCGUACUUCUACACACCUGGUCCUCUCCCCUUGAUUGGCUACCAGGCCACCGAUGUCGAUGAGGGACAAGUCAAGGCCGAGGAAUGGCAGAUCCAACAUGUGAUCUUCCCCGCGAUGCGCAGAUACCUAUGCGCGCCGCAAUCUCUCCUGGAUAGAGAUGUGAUCCAGAUCGCGAACCUGCCCGAUUUGUAUAGAGUGUUUGAACGGUGCUAG
Molecule: messenger RNA, 2157 nt
Organism: Pleurotus ostreatus (oyster mushroom)
Lineage: Eukaryota; Fungi; Basidiomycota; Agaricomycetes; Agaricales; Pleurotaceae
Gene: MLH1
Product: DNA mismatch repair protein
Exons: 14
Coding region: 1-2157 (718 amino acids)
Biological process (GO): mismatch repair
Cellular component (GO): MutLalpha complex
Molecular function (GO): mismatched DNA binding; ATP binding; ATP hydrolysis activity
Source: RefSeq, a predicted model, not a curated record